This is a messenger RNA of Mus caroli (Ryukyu mouse), 4044 nucleotides long. RefSeq names its product biotinidase (gene Btd). NCBI's taxonomy places the organism in Eukaryota, Metazoa, Chordata, Mammalia, Rodentia, Muridae. Gene Ontology annotation, molecular function: hydrolase activity, acting on carbon-nitrogen (but not peptide) bonds, in linear amides. Gene Ontology annotation, biological process: biotin metabolic process. The record is from RefSeq and is a predicted model, not a curated record.
UGAGGCGAUCCUGUAAGCACGCCCAUUCUCCAGUCAGUCUUUUCCGGACUCCGCCAUCAGCAGGAGGCGGGACGAGCCGGAGGCCGCGUCCUAUGCGAAGCAGAUUUAUGGUCUGCAUUAUGUCUGGAGCCCGCACUGCGCCUGCUCUCUUCUUCCUCGGCUGUUCUGCGCUGGCGUUGGGCGUCAGCUCGGCCUCCCAGGAGCACCGCGAGGCUGAGUACUACGUGGCUGCUGUGUACGAGCAUCGAUCGGUCCUGAGCCCAACCCCCCUGGAGCUCGUUGGCCGCCAGGAGGCCCUGGAGCUCAUGAAGCAGAACCUCGACGUCUAUGAACAGCAAGUGAUGGCUGCAGCCCAGAAGGGUGUGCAGAUUAUAGUGUUCCCAGAAGAUGGUAUCCACGGAUUCAACUUCACAAGAACAUCCAUUUACCCGUUCUUGGAUUUUAUGCCGUCUCCCAAGCUGGUCAGGUGGAACCCGUGUCUGGAGCCCUUUCGGUUCAAUGACACGGAGGUCCUCCAGCGCCUGAGUUGUAUGGCCAUCAAGGGAGGGAUGUUCUUGGUGGCCAAUCUUGGAACGAAACAGCCUUGCCUCAGCAGCGACCCUGGCUGCCCAUGGGACGGGAGAUACCAGUUUAACACAAAUGUGGUGUUCAGCGACAAUGGAACUCUUGUCGACCGCUACCGUAAGCACAACCUAUACUUUGAGGCGGCCUUCGAUACCCCUGCUAACGUGGACCUCAUCACCUUUGAUACGCCCUUUGCUGGCAAGUUUGGCAUGUUCACUUGCUUUGACAUCCUGUUCUUUGACCCUACCAUCCGACUCCUCAGAGACUUUGAGGUGAAACACAUUGUGUACCCCACAGCCUGGAUGAACCAGCUGCCGCUCUUGGCAGCCAUUGAAAUCCAGAAAGCAUUUGCUACCGCCUUCGGUGUCAACAUUCUGGCAGCUAACAUCCACCACCCGACUCUGGGGAUGACCGGCAGUGGCAUACAUACCCCUCUCAAGUCCUUUUGGUACCAUGACAUGGACGACCCCAAAGGUCACCUUAUAAUUGCCCAGGUAGCCACAAACCCACAGGGCCUCACUGGGACAGGGAAUACAACUAGUGAGAUGGACCUGUCCCAUAGGAAGUUCUUAAAAAUCCUGUCCGGGGAUCCAUACUGUGAGAAGGACGCCCAGGAAGUGCACUGUGAUGAGGCCGCCAAGUGGAACGUGAAUGUACCGCCUACCUUCCACUCGGAAAUGAUGUAUGACAAUUUCACCCUGGUCCCUGUCUGGGGAAAGGAAGGCCACCUGCAGGUGUGCUCCCACAGCCUCUGUUGCCACUUACUAUACGAGAGGCCCACCCUAUCCAAAGAGCUAUAUGCCCUGGGAGUCUUUGACGGACUCCACACCGUGCACGGCACCUACUACAUUCAAACCUGUGCCCUGGUCAAGUGCGGGGGCCUUGGCUUCGACACCUGCGGGCAGGAGAUCACGGAGGCUGAGGGCUUGUUUGACUUUCAUCUGUGGGGGAACUUCAGCACUUUGUAUAUCUUUCCUUUAUUUCUCACCUCGGGGAUGACUCUGGACACCCCUGACCAGCUUGGCUGGGAAAAUGACCACUAUUUCUUGAGGAAGAGGGGACUGUCCUCCGGCCUGGUGACAGCAGCUCUCUAUGGACGGUUGUAUGAGAGGAAGUAGGAAAACUGUGGUCAGCGGGGUGGGCUCUGGGGGACGACCUGCCUUUCCAGGGCCACAGAUCCCAAACGCUGGGAAAGCCACCCCUGUGGCACUGGCUCCCACCCUGGGGAACUGUAAGAAAAUGGGAGGGGCAGUUCCUUCUUCCUUUCUACAUAAUGACAGAGACAUUUUCUGGUAUUUUCUAUUCUCAUUAGUCUGUCAGGCCACACCCUCUUCCCACUACACAAUUGGUUUUAAAUUCGAAGCCAGAAAAUAAACCCCAGUUGCUAUUUUACAAAUCCGCACAAUACUGGGUGGGGUUUUUUUCUUUGUUUUGUAUCUUUCACUGUUGAUCUAGUGACACCUCAUUGAUAUCCCCCAAGCCCGAACACUUUCUGUGCUAAGAAACACACUCUCUUUCUGUGCUAAGAAACACACUCUCCAAGCAAAGCUGUAUAAAUGGCUGCUCUGAUGACUGUCCCUAUUCUGGCCAACAGGAACUUCCAGAUGAGGUGGCAAUGCCCGAGCCACCAGCGGUGUCAGAAAUGCAGUCCUAGGAAUAGCUCUUCAAAAUAGAAGAGAGGCCUGACUCGCAUCUACCUUGCUGUCAGUGGAUGGGUGUGUGGGUGGGCCUCAAAAUAACUGGGGAGCGCCGCGCUAGGGAUGGCAGGAGGGGCUGGGAAGCAUUGAGCAAGGCGAGGCUAGGAAAACAUGAGUAAAAGAAUUAUUCUGUCUGAGAUGUCUCAUCCAGGGAUUCCAGAGACUUUCAUAUGUCGGUUUAGUUUUGCUCAACUGUGUGGCUACAGUGACACUGGUUUAGUUAAAUUUGUGUUAAAGAGGUCUCCCCUGCGUAGAGAGGCUAAGGGAGCUGUCUGGGCAGCUUGUCGCCGGCAUACACUUUUGCUUAGCCCAACAGCAGCAGCUCUUUUCCAAGAUCCCAUGAAAGUGCAGGGCCAGGGCUGCCCACAGUACCAGUUCCACACUAGAAACUGACAGACAUGGUCAGGACAGUGAAGGCAUUUAUAGGCCACUGGUUUCUAAUUUGCAUCCAAUGAAGAUGUUAGACUUGUGCAGAGCAAUAGUUUCCAUUAUAAUUGUUUAUAAAGUGCAGAAUGGAUAGUCUUCUGGUAUUUGCCUCUUAAUGUUGCUGCUACUUAAUGCCUUUAAAAAUCCGUGUGCCACGGAGUGUAUUUGUGAGAAGGAGGUAGAGGCAGGCAGAUUUCUGUUCCAGAACAGCCAGGGAUACACAGUGAGUUCUGGUCCCAAAACAGCAACAACAAAAUCACCAAACUGUAUGAGAGGAAACUGACCUCGUCCCAUUCUCUGGCAGGAACGUCCCUAUUCUGGUCCUUGGCAGGGCAACUGAGCAUGUACCCGGGAUUCCAAAGGAUUCCAAAGGACAGCUCUUUCAAGUGGCCUCAGCGGUGGGUUUAAACCUUCGGGUGCUGUUUCACCACUGGGGCAAGCACAGGCGUCAUGCUAAAGCAAAAGGCACUGGUGGCGCCAGCCCGGGUUGACUCAUCGCUUGCAAAGGCUCGGGAUGAGUCAAGUCUUGAGGAAAUGAACAACUCAAUCCCUCAGGAAAUUCUGGGAUUCCUUCGCCCUGGGAAUCCCCUCGGGAUGGUGCAGGACCUCUCCCACCAGAUGACAGUGCCUGCCUGCCCUCCCAGUGCAGACUUCUCCAGCAGGCGGGAGCUGGCAGGCUGGAUGCGGCUCCAGAUGUGGCUGUCCACACAGUCCGCACUGCUUCCCUGCCCCCAAACCUCGAGAGACAGAAAGUCUUUUUAAAACGCAUCUUGCUACUUCAUUCCAAGACAACCCAAACCCGCAGGAGAAGCAGGCACAGGAAGGCUCAUCCUGAGUGCAGGGCCGCUCCAUCCAGUCCUCCCAGUAAGUGACAGUACUGGUCAGAUCUUCAUUUGUCCCUGCUGACUAGCUCCAGACCGCUAAUGACAAUUCAGAAUGAAUUCCUCCUGCAGACAGAAGGGCAACAGCAAAUAAUGGGGGUCGGACAAAGGGACUCUUACAGUGAAAGGAAGUUGCCAGGUGGCAGAACAAAGGAUAGGAAAAUGAACGAAACCAGCCAUUGUAGGAGGAAAUAUGCCAAUGACUAAUGACUGCGCUAUGCUUUCGUUACUAUGGCUCUCGAGUUCAGGAAGCAAACGGCUUUCUGACCACAGCAUGGAGGCAGGAAGCCAAGGGUAUUUUUGGUGGAAACAGACUUGGGGGAAGUGGCUUAGUCUGUGUGGGCUCCUCUGUAGGCACAGCUGUGCCUGGCUGUGGUUUUUCUCACAAAGGAAGUAAGGGCAUAAUGAGAUAUAUUCAGUGAGCUUAACAUCUGUAUGCCAAAGAAGGAAAAAAAAACAAAACAAAAACAAAUAAA